Hypoxylon fragiforme is the source of this 2366-nucleotide messenger RNA. Its product is annotated as MFS general substrate transporter. Lineage: Eukaryota; Fungi; Ascomycota; Sordariomycetes; Xylariales; Hypoxylaceae. Gene Ontology annotation, cellular component: membrane. The transcript is spliced from 10 exons. The coding region runs from base 368 to 1969 and encodes 533 amino acids. Gene Ontology annotation, biological process: transmembrane transport. The record is from RefSeq and is a predicted model, not a curated record. Gene Ontology annotation, molecular function: transmembrane transporter activity.
GAAAAUUCCAUAAGAGCCAUGGGCCGAGAGUGAGUGGGGCACACCAUGGGACGAUUAGCUAACGAGCAAUGAUACCUUGAUAUUGUCGUUAUGGGCUAGGUUAGGGUAAUAUGUGUACGUUAUGAUGUUAUGGAGUAAUCGAAACUAUCAAAGUACCUACCAGCCUAUUAGGGCUGCAAGGUAACAUGUAGGCAUAAUAAAUCUGACAACCGGUAAUAAAUAAUACCGCUCAGCAUUUAAAAGCUCGACCUCCUCCACAAGGUCAGCAAUAGCGUCGGCCCAAAAGCUGUGUUUAGUACCAUAAACCGGCUAUUAUUUUUCACGCUAUCGACCGACCCGCAAGCUCUACGCGGGAUUGUCUGCCAAGAUGACGUCGGAUUUGGAGAAGCUCGACUCGGAAAAGGUCGAGAAUAGACCCGGGCUUGGCGUCGGCCGGAGAGAACGAGGAGGUUCAUACACCUCGUCCGUGACACGAGUGCGCUCGAAUAAUGGACAUGGAUGUGCCGACUUGGAAGAGAGCGACGAUAUCGACGACGUGGACGAUGAAUUCGCCCCUGAGGUGCCUCGCGCGGAAAAGGACCCGUUCGAAGUGGCCUGGGAUGGCGACGACGAUCCGCUCUGUCCCCGAAGCAUGAGCUUAAUUCGCAAGUGGAUGGUGGUGAUAACCGUGGGUUUGGGAAGUCUUUGUGUAACGUGUACGAGUUCUAUCUAUGCGUCAACGUAUACCCAGAUGAAUGCAGAGUUCCAGAUAUCCAGUAUUGUCGGCACGCUCGGAUUAUCACUUUUUGUCCUAGGCCUUGCUCUCGGGCCAUUACUCAUGAGCCCCAUGAGCGAGUUCGUCGGCCGAAGGCCAAUCUACCUCGCUUCCUGGGCCAUGUUUCUGAUAUGGCUUACCCCAAGUGCCGUCGCCCGCAAUGCUGAGACAAUGUUGAUUGCUCGAUUCCUGGACGGUUUCGCUGGCAGCUCAUUUCUCAGCGUCGCCGGAGGUACUGUCAGUGACGUGUUCAGGCGGGACCAGAUCCAGGCGCCAAUGGUUAUCAUUUCGCUGAGCCCCUUCGUCGGUCCUAGUAUGGGCCCUCUGCUCGGAGGGUUCAUCAACUAUUAUGCGAACUGGAGGUGGACGUAUUACGCCAUGAUUAUCUGGGCCUCUUUACUGCUCCUCAUGAUCAUUUUCUUUGCGCCUGAGACGUAUCACCCAAUCAAGCUCCGCGACAAAGCCAGGCACAUAAGAAAGGAGACGGGAGAUGACCGCUGGAAGUCACCCAUGGAGAACUCGACCAAGUCCCUCGUGGAAACUCUAAAGUUCUCCCUUCUACGACCGUUCCAGCUUCUUAUUUUCGAGCCCAUGUGUCUUUUGCUCUGUCUCUUUUCAGCGAUCUUGCUAGGCGUCCUCUACCUAUUCUUCGGGGCGUUUCCUCUGGUAUUUGGACAGAAUCAUGGCUUCAACCUUUGGCAGACUGGAUUGUGCUUCCUCGGUAUCUUCGUUGGAAUGCUCAUAUCCUCGGCAUCUGAUCCCGUGUGGCGCAAGAUAAACCACCGACUCUUGGAACAGAAUAAUGGGGUGGCCGAGCCGGAACAUCGAUUACCUCCCGCAAUCGGCGGCGCGGUCCUAUGUCCUAUGGGGCUAUUUAUCUUCGCGUGGACCUCCUAUCCGUCGGUCCACUGGAUCGGUCCUAUCAUUGGAUCCGGCAUUUUCGGAUGUGGUACGCUGUUGGUAUUUACCGGAAUCUUCACCUUCCUUGUGGAUGCGUACCCGUACCAUGCUGCUUCAGCACUUGCUGCCAAUAGCUUUACUAGGUGUACCUUCGGUGCUGCUUUCCCUCUCUUCGGGAUACAGAUGUACAACAAACUCGGGUUCCAAUGGGGAUCAAGCUUGCUAGCUUUCCUUACCGUGGCAAUGAUGCCAUUCCCUUACCUCUUCUAUAAGUACGGGAAGGAGAUUCGGAAGAGGAGCAGGUUCGCAAAAUAGACAUUUGCAAGGGCUUACCGCUUGAAUUUGGACUUUUGGAUUGGGCUAUUUGGAACGUGGCUUCACGCCUAUCGCCUAUCGAAUCCCUUAGACACUCGAAUUGUGCAGCUGUGCUCACCUAGGACUGUUGCCCUAAAUAUAUCUGGUAGAAUCUCAAGGAGGUUUUCAUGUUUUCAAGGAAUUUUACUAGUCAUAAAUAUAAGAAAAGCGGGGGAGGUUGUCAGUAUCUUCGAAACCCCUUUUCGACUGUAUCUACCACAUGAUAGUUGAAAAGAAAUAAAACAAAAAUCACCAGAACAGUUGUACCUGAAAGAUAGCAGGGGGCCUUAAAAUUAAACCACAUACACUGUACACAUCUAACAUAUGAACACGAAUAGGGGUUCGAGAUAAUCAUUAA